GUCUCCCACUAGUUGAGUAACUCAACAUAAUCAAUAAAUUGCCGGAGGAAGACGAGGGACCGAUGCGAUAAACGAUUCGCCCACAUAUUCCGACCGCACCAUCGUAACGCGUCGGCGAUCGUAAUUGUCACUGACUUUCGGCGGCGAAACGCCUAUCACACCGCCCCGUAUCUCUGCCCAAAAAAUGUUCGCCCGCAUGUUGAACCUUUUGACCUCUUCUUCAAUAAAAAGAGCAUCGCAAACUCGUGGAAGACAAUUCAACGCAGCCCCAAAGUGAAACGUUAAAGGAUUCGGGAGUUUCCGGAGACUACAAAGCAGGUAUCAACAAGGACAGAACUAUCCAAAGAUGAACACAAAGUUGACAAACGUUUUGGUUGUUUUCAUCACAUUUACUGUUUUUGCAACGGCGCAGCAAUGUCAGGAUCGCAUGACGACAAAAACAUGUCAGUAUUUUGUCAAAAUGUACCGCGAGAGGAAUAUCGAUAGCUGUAAAUGGAAACAGAUGACAACCAACUGCGCGCUGACUUGCAAAGUUUGUGUACCACUUCCUAAAUGUGCAACGGUAGCGAGCAGAUAUGGCUGUUGUUGGGAUAACAAAACAGAAGCAAAGUCGUAUGCUGGCGAGGGUUGUCCUGAAUGUAAAGACAGCUACCCAAGCUACUGCAGACAAAGAAUUUCACGAUUCAGCAAAGAAAAAGCCUGCAAUGAACGAGGGACGAACAUGUGCCCAAAAAGCUGUGGGGCCUGCAGGGUUCAGGCCCCUGCUCCAGCGCUGCCUGACUGUUUAAACUCUCCAUACGGCUGUUGCUGGGACCUUACAGCUGCACUGGGGCCAAGAGGAAAGGGAUGCACAGUUUGCAGAGACAAUUAUCACAGGUUGUGCAGUUUAUUUAGCGGUUAUUGCAAAGAAGAAGUUUACAAGUUUGUUAAAAAACACGUCGUCGACAGAUACAGAAAGAGUUGCCCUAAAACGUGUGGAAAAUGUACGCCGGGCCAAAAGAUGCUAGAUAUUUCUGUUUACAGAAGACACUGAAAUAACGCAACGAACUUGAUUCAUCCAUGAAUGGCUGAAGUUGGCUAUGAAAUUAAGUUCAGAAGAUUUAUGAUGAACACCAAUAUUUAAAGAGACAAGACUUAGACUGAAUAUUUAUUAACUCUUAACGAUAUUUUUCCCAACUAGAACAGCCGCGAUUGUACAUUUUUUGCUAGAGCGGUAUAUUUUUCCUCAGUUAAUAUUUAUUAUUUACGAUCAAAGUUUGCAAAUAAAUGCAAAAUGAGAAAAUGCCGAGCCGAAAACUCAAGUGAU
This is a messenger RNA of Orbicella faveolata, 1306 nucleotides long. RefSeq lists its product as uncharacterized. NCBI's taxonomy places the organism in Eukaryota, Metazoa, Cnidaria, Anthozoa, Scleractinia, Merulinidae. The record is from RefSeq and is a predicted model, not a curated record.